Messenger RNA from Myodes glareolus (Bank vole), 3870 nucleotides. The record is from RefSeq and is a predicted model, not a curated record. Lineage: Eukaryota; Metazoa; Chordata; Mammalia; Rodentia; Cricetidae.
UGAAACAUAAUGUUCCUACACAGGGCCAGGCUGGAUAAAGCCAGGCAUUGUCCCUAUCUGGCCUGAAUUGUCCCAUCCCACUGUGGGGGUAAAGCUGGCAGGCGGAGCAACUGGGACCUUGCCCCUAAGAGAUCUUAGUGCUACCGUGAGAAGGACACAAGUCCUGGAGCAGACAGCUGGUCACUCUUCAACUUAGACUUCUCUGCCUCUGUGCCCCGCUGAGGAGCUGAACUUGCUGCGGGUCACCUCAGGAGACCACCCUUCUUCCUUGGCUGAGGAACUGCUUGUCCCUCCAACUCAUAAUGAGUCAGCUGAGGCUGCUGCCGUUCAGGUUGGGGCCACAGGCCAUGAGGCUCCUGGCCACACGGGACAUCCCAGUGUCCAGUGGGCACAGGAUGUCCUCUGGGCCACCGACCACCGUUCCAAGCAGCAGAAGUGGAGUCAGUUCCAGUUACGUGGAAGAGAUGUACUUUGCCUGGUUGGAAAACCCACAGAGUGUUCACAAGUCCUGGGACAGCUUUUUCCGGAAAGCUAGUAAGGAGGCCUCUCUGGGUCCUGCUCAGCCACAGCCCCCUGCCGUCAUCCACGAAAUCAGGCCGUCAGUCUCAAGUUGCACCAAGACCAGCAAGCUGGUAGAAGACCACCUGGCAGUACAAUCCCUGAUCCGUGCCUACCAGAUCCGAGGCCACCAUGUGGCCCAGCUGGACCCCCUGGGCAUCCUGGAUGCAGACCUGGACUCCUUUGUGCCUUCAGACUUGAUAACAACCAUUGAUAAAUUGGCCUUCUACGACCUGCAGGAGGCGGAUCUGGAUAAAGAGUUCCAGCUGCCCACCACGACUUUCAUUGGGGGCUCGGAGAACAUGCUCUCUCUGCGGGAGAUCAUUCGUCGCCUGGAGAGCACCUACUGCCAGCACAUUGGCCUGGAGUUCAUGUUUAUUAAUGAUGUGGAGCAGUGCCAGUGGAUCCGGCAGAAGUUUGAAACUCCUGGUGUGAUGCAGUUUUCCAGCGAGGAGAAACGGACCCUGCUGGCCAGACUGGUGCGCUCCAUGAGGUUUGAAGACUUCCUGGCCAGGAAGUGGUCUUCAGAGAAGCGGUUUGGCCUAGAAGGCUGUGAGGUCAUGAUCCCUGCUCUUAAGACCAUUAUCGACAAAUCUAGUGAGAUGGGGAUUGAAAACGUCAUUCUGGGGAUGCCGCACAGGGGCAGACUAAAUGUGCUGGCCAACGUGAUCCGCAAGGACCUGGAGCAAAUCUUCUGUCAGUUUGAUCCCAAGCUGGAAGCAGCAGAUGAGGGCUCUGGUGAUGUCAAAUACCAUCUGGGCAUGUACCAUGAGAGGAUCAACCGUGUCACCAACAGGAACAUCACACUAUCACUGGUAGCUAACCCUUCCCAUCUGGAAGCUGUGGACCCUGUGGUACAGGGGAAGACUAAGGCAGAACAGUUCUACCGUGGGGAUACCCAGGGUAGGAAGGUCAUGUCCAUCUUGGUCCAUGGGGAUGCUGCCUUCGCUGGCCAGGGUGUUGUCUAUGAGACCUUCCAUCUGAGUGACCUGCCUUCCUACACCACCAAUGGCACAGUACAUGUUGUGGUCAACAACCAGAUUGGCUUUACCACAGACCCCCGAAUGGCUCGCUCCUCCCCUUACCCCACUGACGUGGCACGGGUGGUCAACGCACCCAUCUUUCACGUGAAUGCAGAUGACCCAGAGGCCGUGAUCUACGUGUGCAGUGUGGCGGCUGAGUGGAGGAAUACCUUCAACAAAGAUGUUGUCGUGGACCUGGUCUGUUACCGCCGGCGUGGCCACAAUGAGAUGGACGAGCCCAUGUUCACACAGCCGCUCAUGUACAAGCAGAUCCACAAACAGGUACCCGUGCUGAAGAAGUAUGCGGACAAGCUCAUUGCCGAGGGCACAGUCACCUUACAGGAGUUUGAGGAAGAAAUUGCCAAAUACGACCGGAUCUGUGAGGAGGCAUAUGGCAGGUCCAAGGAUAAAAAGAUCCUGCAUAUAAAGCACUGGCUAGAUUCCCCCUGGCCUGGCUUCUUCAAUGUGGAUGGAGAGCCCAAGAGCAUGACAUGCCCAACCACGGGCAUCCCUGAGGACAUGCUGACCCACAUUGGCAAUGUGGCCAGCUCUGUGCCCCUGAAGGACUUUAAGAUCCACACAGGUCUCUCUCGCAUCCUGCGUGGCCGUGCAGACAUGACCAAGAAGCGCACAGUGGACUGGGCAUUGGCAGAAUACAUGGCCUUCGGUUCACUGCUAAAGGAGGGUAUCCACGUGCGGCUCAGUGGCCAAGAUGUGGAGAGGGGCACAUUCAGCCACCGGCAUCAUGUUCUUCAUGACCAGGAAGUUGACCGGAGGACGUGUGUCCCUAUGAACCACCUGUGGCCUGACCAGGCCCCCUAUACUGUGUGCAACAGCUCCCUCUCAGAGUACGGAGUUCUAGGCUUUGAGCUGGGCUAUGCCAUGGCCAGCCCCAACGCCCUGGUCCUCUGGGAAGCUCAGUUUGGUGACUUCCACAACACAGCCCAGUGCAUCAUCGACCAGUUCAUCAGCACUGGCCAGGCCAAGUGGGUGCGGCACAAUGGCAUCGUGCUCCUGCUGCCCCAUGGCAUGGAGGGCAUGGGUCCAGAGCACUCUUCGGCAAGGCCAGAGAGGUUCCUGCAGAUGAGUAAUGAUGACUCCGAUGCCUACCCGGUGUUCACUGAGGACUUCGAGGUGAGCCAGCUCUAUGACUGCAAUUGGAUUGUGGUGAACUGCUCCACACCAGCCAGCUACUUCCACGUGCUGCGCCGACAGAUCCUGCUGCCCUUCCGCAAGCCACUCAUUGUGUUCACACCCAAGUCUCUGCUGAGGCACCCUGACGCCAAGUCCAGCUUUGACCAGAUGGUGUCCGGAACUAGCUUCCAGCGAAUGAUUCCAGAAGAUGGCCCUGCAGCACGGUCUCCUGGGCAGGUCCAGCGACUCAUCUUCUGCACAGGAAAGGUGUACUAUGACCUGGUAAAGGAGCGCGGCAGCCAGGGCCUGGAGGAGCAGGUGGCCAUCACACGCCUGGAGCAGAUCUCACCGUUCCCUUUUGACCUGAUCAUGCGGGAGGCAGAGAAGUACUCGGGUGCCGAGCUGGUGUGGUGUCAGGAGGAGCAUAAGAACAUGGGCUAUUACGACUACAUCAGUCCACGCUUCAUGACUCUGCUUGGCCGCUCCCGGCCCAUAUGGUAUGUUGGUCGGGAACCAGCAGCUGCACCAGCCACUGGAAACAAGAACGCUCACUUGGUGUCGCUGAGGAAGUUUCUGGAUAUUGCCUUCAACCUGAAGGCCUUUGAGGGCAAGACAUUUUAGGAUAAGACCAGACCUGCUCAGGUCUUGCCAAGGGAGGUUAUCUGGGAACUUUGUGGGCCUCAGACGAACCACACUCAUGUAGCUAAACCACACUCAUGUAGCAGUUGGGAACCAAAGACUAGCAUUGCUAACUUUGGUCUCCGUGUUUUUUUCAGAAUUGGUCAGGACCAAGAAUUAGCAUUCCUUAGAUAAAAGGGAAAUAGAUUGUACUCUGUUACUCUGCUGACCUUUCUGGAUCUCUCUCUCUCCCCUCUCUCUCUUUCUCAGUGGUUUCUCUCCUGUAUUGUCUUGUCUCUAGCCAGCCCCUGGAGCUGUGCCUGUGACCCCCGUCCCGGCCGUCCUUGUUGCCAUCCCCCUAUUGUCCCCACCCAUAGAUCAAAGAGAAGCUCUCUGCUGUGCUCUUAGAAGUAGCAAUGUCAGCAGUAACGGCAGGUGAAGCCCUACCACACCGGGAGACUCUGUGAGAUGUGGCGCACAUGUGUGAGCCAAAGCCGGAAACCAAAGAGCAGAGGAAUAAAGACGUGCUCGGGAAAGA